This is a messenger RNA of Cotesia glomerata, 654 nucleotides long. Its product is annotated as carbohydrate sulfotransferase 11-like. Gene Ontology annotation, molecular function: sulfotransferase activity. The annotation marks the transcript as partial. Gene Ontology annotation, biological process: carbohydrate biosynthetic process. The record is from RefSeq and is a predicted model, not a curated record. Lineage: Eukaryota; Metazoa; Arthropoda; Insecta; Hymenoptera; Braconidae. Gene Ontology annotation, cellular component: membrane. The transcript is spliced from 4 exons.
AUGUUUAUCGAUCGACGAAUUUUUUUUAAUUAUCAUCUAUUAUUCUACUUUCUAAUAGUUUUGUUGUUUAUUUGUAUUGGUAUCUAUAAUUACUCCUACGUAGAGCGUCAUCGUAAAUACGAGUACGAAACUGUGAUCGAAGAAGAAAUUAAGUUAUUAUUAUUAAAUUUAACUAAUGAAUUAACUACUUUGAAAAGUUUAAACGAACGCUUUAAAGAAAGACAGGAGCUAAUGCUACAGAAAUGCAGGGAGUAUCAAUUGAAUGAUGAUAAUGGCACGAAGAGACAACCUAAUGCAUGGGAGUUUUUAAUUAAUGACAAAUAUAAACUCGUUUGGUGUAAUGUUUUCAAAGCAGCUUCCACCUCAUGGUUUUACAAUUUUAAUUUACUUGCUGGAUACAAAAAAGAAUUUUUGGACAAAACUAAAGAAACACCAGUAUCAGUGGCCCGUAAAAAAUAUCCAAGACCUUCAGCUGCAGAGCUUUAUGAUGCUUUAAAAGAUCAUUUGAGUUUUAUUAUUGUGAGACAUCCUUUCGAAAGGUUUAUCAGUGCCUACAGAGACAAAUUUAGUUAUCCAUACAAUAAUUAUUUCAGGCCACUAGGAAAGAAAAUAAUAAAAGCUACAAGAGAAAAUAUGUAUCCUGAAAAAUUUUAC